AUGGCUAUCUUCAAUAGGCGUGCUCUAUUUUCAUUGAACGUAGUCUCUCGGGUUUUUGCUGAUGUGCAGAGGUGUCCGUAUCGGUUAACCUACUUGCCGAGCCGAUUCGCUGGUCAUUCUCAUUGGCAGAACGUUAGACACACGAAGGAGGCUAAAGAUAAGGAGCGUGCGCGCAUUACGUCAAAUUUUCUUUUACAAAUCGAUGCCGCUAUCAAACAUAGUGGGGGCGUUAGAGACCCUAAACUUAACAAUCGGCUCGCCUCUGUUAUUGCUGACGCAAAAUCUAAAAACGUGCCAAUGGAUACCAUAAACAGGCGGCUCUCCGCUCAGGAUAUAGUCGAUCCUUACAUUAUAGAAAUCCAAGCACCUGGUGGUAUUUUUGCCCUUAUUGAAACACGUUUUAAGUCCGUGAAAAGUGCACGUGACAAAGUGCAAGGCAUUGCCAAAAAAAACAGUUUCAAGGUAUCGAAGUCGACUCCUGGCUCAAUCACCAAUGAAUUUUUUGAGCAUAUAGGUAUUGUUUCUGCUGCACCUCAAAAAUUCCUUGAAAAUAUCGACAUGGCAACCGAGUUAGCUAUCAAUUGUGGAGCCCAUGACGUGGCUGAGGCGGACAUUGGUGCUGGCGUCAAGGGAUUUGAGUUCCAUUGUGAUGUGAAUGAUGUCAACAAUGUGCGUCUAAAUUUGGAAUCUCACGGCGUCAACGUCUACGAGUCGUAUUGCCCUUAUUUGGCAAUUCGCAAAGUUUCCGUCUCUUCCACAGACCUUAAACUUAUGAAUGAAAUGUAUGAUCGGAUUCGUGGUGCAUUUGACUACGUUGAUAACUUUUAUGACAACUGUGAGGAGACUGAGUGA
Molecule: messenger RNA, 852 nt
Organism: Hydatigera taeniaeformis
Lineage: Eukaryota; Metazoa; Platyhelminthes; Cestoda; Cyclophyllidea; Taeniidae
Source: the annotation of a GenBank genome assembly